AUGGAAAGACGGUCAAAGACCCUCCGAAUGGGGGUGCUGGUGUGGGCCCUUGUGGCAACUUUGGCUGCAGAGUCAUCCGCAACUGGAUCGACCUCGUCACAGUCACCGAAUGCCACUUUGGACCAUGCCUCCGCGGAAAGGCGGCUUCAGACUAGUCCGUUUGUUACAUCCACACUGCCUUCAGGCACAAGCUUGACCGUGCAACUGUUUGGCAGCAAGACUACUUCAGCAGCUGAUGGUCAGGAGCUUCAUUUACUGGCCGGUGAGGUACUCUAUGGUAUUAGUAUAGGCCUUCCUGAAGGAUUCUUUUUCAACGUGGCAGCAGGCCGCUUACGUAUAGUCUUUGGAUACUUAACAGAGGAGGAGGCAAGAAAUGGGGAGUGCGCACCUGAUCAGCUUGGACCCGUAAGUGAUCAGUACGUGCAGGCUCCACUUUCAGCCCGUUGGGGCUCGCAAACAAAUGCGGCACAGGGAGUCACGACGCUUACUGCGGACAUUGCUGCCGGUGCCACGUUCUUGCAAGGUGGGGCGUAUCGCUUAUGCUUCAGUGAUGAUGGCUCAUUCGCCUCAGGUCAUGCUGACUUAUUGAACGUGCUCAUAAACGUACAGGCAUAUGUCACGACACUGCUCCCUGCUGGAACGGGAUUGUUCAUGGUCUUCGCAAACGGCGAGGAGAAAGCAGCCACUGAUGGCGAAAGCAUCAAGUUUAGCGCCGCCCAGCCCAUCAGCAAGAUCUCGUUGCAGCUGCCUUUGCUUUCAGUAAUUGAUUCUGGCUCCGUGCGGCUGAAGGCAAUAAAUGCGACGGUCACGCGCCAGGACGUGCUAGCCGGAGCAUGUGCUGCCGGCUCAAGCAUGGAGCUCAACACAGAGCUCGUGGGCGCUCCGCUGUCGUCUGCCACGGGCGUGACGACGCUGGACUCUCGCGGAAGUAGGCAGAUCAACACAUCAUUUUCGGACCCCAUACCUUUCAAUUCUGCAGGCCAUGCGCUACUGUGCUAUUCAGAUGAUGGAAGCUUUUCUUCUGGCCACGUCGACUUGGUGAAUGUUGAGCUCAUUGCAGAUGGUUUGAUAAGUAGCUGUGAAACAGCUGGUUGUUUGGCUGCUCGCGCUUUCCGCUGCCACGCUCUCCUGGGCAUACCCUCAGCCUACGGCACCUGUGCCGUGCCUAUCGGUGGUGUGCAGGGGGACCUUGGAGUGCUGUCCUGGUCCAGAGGCAUCGAUGGAGUGUAUGGAGGUGAUGGAGCUCCAUUGCCACUACAAACUCCGGUCUGUGGAGCGUCAGCAGCAGAUCCGGCCGCUUUCUGCGCAGAUGCCACGUGUCAAGCCGGAAACCGAUCUUUUCCUCUUGACUCUGCCUCUCUGGUGACGAUGCCGCCGAGCGAGCCACUGGCCAUUUCUCAGAUUGCAAGGGCAACUGCAGUGUGCUACUGCACAGGAUUGAGCGGCUGUGACCUUGUGGCCGGUACUUCGGGUUUUGUUCAGCAAGUCGGAAUCGUCCAGCUGUUCACUGCAUCUGUGAUGCCAGUUGGUGAGUUCUCCUGUGCGACCUCUUCGUCUGGGGUUUUGGCCUCCAUCCCUUUCGUGGCUUGUGUGUUCUGUCCCUACGGCGGCUGCCCUUUCCAGGCUGCAUCACGCAUCCUUUUUGCACGGCAGCCUGAGCCAUGGAAAGCACAGGUUUUCCCAGCAUGGCACCCGGAGCAUCGCUGCCGGCAUGCGGUUCACGAGACCUUCCUCCUGCCAACGGCAGAUGUGGCUUUGCAAGUCGAUGGUGGACCCCGAUCGGACUUAAAACGGUUUCGGCCGGCGGAGGGCUACACUCUACCCAACUGGCCAACUUUUGUCCCAAAAGGGAACUGGCUUGACAUAUGCUUCACGCCGGAUUACAGCGAAAACAACACUGAGUGGUUCAAGGUUGGGGAGGUUGCUGUGUUGGAGGCAUCUCUCGCAGCUUCAUCCACUGUUCCUGGCACGGGCAGUACGACCCCUCCGAAACAGGUUGGCCAGAUUGGACAGGUUUCGAUGUCCAGAUCCUUGUUGCCCUACCGCAAUCCGGAGAAUGUAGUUGGGCUAACUGCUGGUGGGGGCAUCCGCCUUGCUGCCAUGAUCAUCACGGAGGAUAGCUCUACCAGAGAAGCCUGUCAGAAGGGUCGCACGGUUGACGUUGUUGGACUGACUCGCGCAAACGCAUCAGAAUACUCCGCAACGGUACGCGGCGACCGCAUUGUUUUUGACGGUGGUGAGGUUGGCAAGAGCAUCUACUUUCCUGAUGUCGCAACGGCUGUCGUGUGUUACUGCCCAGACAUGGGUGGGCUGGAUGAAUUCGGCGAGCAGGUUUGCCUUGGCAGCCCAUACUGGGUGCCUGUUGGCGCACUUGUGGUGGCAGGCCCCGUUGCAAACCAAUACUGGCUGUUGCCAACCAUGAAGACCUUCCGCUUCGAGUAUCUUGGUGUCAACUUGCAGGACGGCGACAUGCUGCGACUCGUUCUGGAAUCCUCCACUUGCUCUGCUUUUGCUCCUGCCGAGCGGAUGUGCUUGCGUCCAAAUGAAGACCCCAUAAAUGGCCAUUCCCUUUGCACCAGCAACUUUCUGACCGAGAACACAGGCUACAUGCGUACGACGACCCUCGCCUCCGAUCGCGUGCGCUGCAACGAGCUAAACGAAAACUGUGAGACGGUUCCCUUGACACACCUGGUGACCACCGAGACCGGUUUGCAACUGACCUUUGCCGGGACCACCUACUCGGGUGGCGGAUUGGGCAACCUUGGGCUUAAAGACGGCGACACGAUUGUUCUUGGAGCUGGAGUGCAGUGCGGUGAGAACUGUUCGCAGCCAAUGCUGGACAUGGCAAAGGGCUUUCUCGUGUUCCAAGGCUUGCAAAACUACCUGCCGUUGAAUGAGGCGGAGGGCGACGUGGCUGCAGAUGCCGUUGGCGAGAGGCAUGGUACGUUUCAAGGUGUCGGCGUGCAGCGCACGCCAGGCAAGUGGGGUGCCUAUGCGCUUCGUUUUGGGAAUGGCUCGUCUUUGAGUCUCCCUGCUGGAAGUCCAGUUGAAGCGACCGAAGCCUGGAGCAUCGCUUUCUGGGUGCAACUUGAGAAGGAUGGAUGGUAUACUCUCUGUGGGAUGGCAAACAACAAUGGCCUCUUCGAGGAUGGAGAAGUUGAAAUAGGUGUGGCCUCAGCCCCUUGGGCGUCUGGCAGCCUCUACUUGCGGCAGGCUGCGGGCGUUUCGGGCGACGAUCAGGCAAUGGGCGAUGCUGUGCUCCCAAUAGCGCAGUGGGCACAUGUUGCAGUUGUAUAUGCUGGGAGGAUGAGCGGCAUCCUGCGCUUCUACAUUGAUGGAGCACUGGCGUACGAGCGCCUGGGUGUCAUCAUGAAUACGUCGACAUUGCCGCUGCAGUUCGCUGGACAGGUGUGCUCGGAAUAUCCGGGAGGCAACAAUGCCUCUGAUGGGUUCUUGGACCUCGACGAGUUGCGCUUCUACAACGUGCCUCUCAGCUCUGAAGAUGUCUUGGCUCUGGCCAACGCUUCAGAUGGCGGGGUCGGAGACCAGAAUCAGGACCCAGGUGCACCCAUUGGCAUUGCCAUCGCUGAAACCUCCAAUCCAGCGGUCUUCACUGUGGAGCAGGGCAGCUUCGCAACAGCUCCAAUUCCGCCCAGAUUCUAUAUUGAUGGGGGGCAGUGGCGCCGAACCAAUCGAGGCGUCACGCGCGGCGAACUGAUGUCCAGCUCUGCGAGGAUGUUGAGAGUCUGCUGGGAGCGGGAUGGCCGAGCAGCUGAAGCCGGCAUCCUGGAGUUUGAAUCGCAGAGCAGUUUGACAGAGCUUGGAAUUUGGCCGACGCAGCGGGAGUGGGGGCAGUCAUCUCCCUUCAUUCUGACCUUCCGGACGGGGCGCGCAGACGCAGCCGGGAGGCGCUACGUCGAGGCUGACGGGCAUAUGAGCCUCUCGAUUACAUUCCUGAACCAGGCAGCUCUCCGGCACAUGGGGAGCAGUGCACAGGGCCCCUUCGUCAGUUCCUUCAAUAUCGGCAGCGAUGAGUGGGAGGAGGCAACGCAGACAGUGUGCGGUAUCGUCUUCCGCGAACUGUGGAGCAGCGACCAGGCGAAGGGCUUCCCCUUGCCGAAGGGUUGCUUCUACCGUGGCUUGACAGUUGACAUGCGCGGAUCCUGGAGCCUAUAG
Molecule: messenger RNA, 4176 nt
Organism: Symbiodinium natans
Lineage: Eukaryota; Dinophyceae; Suessiales; Symbiodiniaceae
Source: the annotation of a GenBank genome assembly